Molecule: messenger RNA, 3228 nt
Organism: Lutra lutra (Eurasian river otter)
Lineage: Eukaryota; Metazoa; Chordata; Mammalia; Carnivora; Mustelidae
Gene: AKT2
Product: AKT serine/threonine kinase 2
Exons: 13
Coding region: 267-1799 (510 amino acids)
Biological process (GO): protein phosphorylation
Molecular function (GO): protein serine/threonine kinase activity; ATP binding
Source: RefSeq, a predicted model, not a curated record
GGGCUGGGGGGAGGGGGCGGGGGGGCCGCGCCGCGCGAGCCGUUGGGCCUGGCUCGGAGAAGGCGUUGCCGCUGCCGCUGCAGUUGCUGCCGCCAGGAGACACAAGGAGCGGGACCAAGCGCAGCGUGGCGAUGGGCGGGAGUAGGGCCCCGCCGGAGAGGCUGGGCGGCCGCCGGUGACAGACUGUGUUCUGUCCACCGUGCCUCCUGCAUGUUCUGCUGCCCUGAGCUGUCCCAAGCUAGGUGACAGCGUGUCACGCUGCCACCAUGAACGAGGUGUCUGUCAUCAAAGAAGGCUGGCUCCACAAGCGUGGUGAAUACAUCAAGACCUGGAGGCCCCGGUACUUCCUGUUGAAGAGUGACGGCUCCUUCAUCGGCUACAAGGAGCGGCCUGAUGCCCCUGACCAGACCCUGCCCCCCCUGAACAACUUCUCUGUCGCAGAAUGCCAGCUGAUGAAGACUGAGAGACCACGGCCCAAUACCUUUGUCAUACGCUGCCUGCAGUGGACCACGGUCAUUGAGAGGACCUUCCAUGUAGACUCUCCAGAUGAGAGGGAAGAGUGGAUGCGAGCCAUUCAGAUGGUUGCCAACAGCCUCAAGCAGCGGGGCCCAGGUGAGGACCCCAUGGACUAUAAGUGUGGCUCCCCCAGCGACCCUUCUGCGGCUGAGGAGAUGGAAGUGGCAGUUAGCAAGGCCCGGGCCAAGGUGACCAUGAAUGACUUCGACUAUCUCAAACUUCUGGGCAAGGGCACCUUUGGCAAAGUGAUUCUGGUGCGAGAGAAGGCCAGCGGCCGGUACUAUGCCAUGAAGAUCCUGCGGAAGGAAGUUAUCAUCGCCAAGGAUGAAGUUGCCCACACGGUCACCGAGAGCUGGGUCCUACAGAACACCAGACACCCGUUCCUCACCGCCCUGAAGUACGCCUUCCAGACCCAUGACCGCCUGUGUUUCGUGAUGGAGUACGCCAAUGGCGGCGAGCUGUUUUUCCACCUGUCCCGGGAGCGCGUCUUCACGGAGGAGCGGGCUCGCUUCUAUGGCGCAGAGAUCGUCUCUGCCCUUGAGUAUCUGCACUCGAGGGACGUGGUGUACCGUGACAUCAAGCUGGAAAACCUCAUGCUGGACAAAGAUGGCCACAUCAAGAUCACGGACUUCGGCCUAUGCAAAGAAGGCAUCAGUGACGGGGCCACCAUGAAAACCUUCUGUGGGACGCCCGAGUACCUGGCACCUGAGGUGCUGGAGGACAACGACUACGGCCGCGCGGUGGACUGGUGGGGGCUGGGCGUGGUCAUGUACGAGAUGAUGUGCGGCCGCCUGCCCUUCUACAACCAGGACCACGAGCGCCUCUUCGAGCUCAUCCUCAUGGAAGAGAUCCGCUUCCCGCGCACGCUCAGCCCCGAGGCCAAGUCCUUGCUUGCUGGGCUGCUUAAGAAGGACCCCAAGCAGAGCUUCUGCCACCCUUCAAACCUCAGGUCACUUCUGAGGUCGACACGAGGUACUUUGACGAUGAGUUUACCGCCCAGUCCAUCACAAUCACGCCCCCGGACCGCUAUGACAGCCUGGGCUCUCUCGAACUGGACCAGCGGACCCACUUUCCCCAGUUCUCCUACUCGGCCAGCAUCCGCGAGUGAGCAGAGCCGCCCACCGCCGCUGACGCCGCUGCAGGACGCUCCAUCGGCUGCCAUCACCGCCCUGGGGGCUUGUCUCUUUGUUUUUAAACUUUUUAUUUUGCCUUUUUUUGUUUGCAUCCCCAUCCCUCACCUGCUCACCCCCAUUUCCAGUUUUUUCAGCCCUCUGCCAAACUGACCUCGGCGGUCCUGGUUGCCCCGCCUCCAGGAUCCUGUCCUGUCCUCACCUUGGUGCCCAGACCAGGAUUUGGGAGACUCCACUGGCCGCCCCAGGACCAGGGCUUCGGGCAGUUGGAGAGAUUCCGGUUUUUAAUCAACACAAGCCCCAGCAUAGGGCGCCACGUGGAGCUGCGGGUCCUGCCCGGAUUUCUGGCCAGAUGCCUACAGCCAGCCUGUCCCUGCGCCGCUGCCCCGGUCAGAGGCUGCCUUCCUAUGGGACACCUCGUGGGACACAACGCCCUGUGGACAGUGCCCUGGUGCUGUUGGGCUCAGCGUGGCCUGGCACGGGCGGUCCGGCCCCUUCCCCCGCAGGGGCAGCAAAGCAAUAAUGUCCAGGGACAGGCGGGGGGGUCCUUUGGAAGCUGUGGGGUUGGGGGUUUGGGAAUCCCUCGUGUAGAUGGGGCCCAGUCUACCCCAGGGGGCACAAGGAAGGCCCCGGGGUUGGGCACUGCCUCCUUGCCCUGCCUUCCCCAGCCUCCCAAGCUCCUCUCCUGACCCUGUGGAUGAGGAGGGAGGGACAUUUAGGGAUGAGCCUCCCCACCACCCAGUCCUGUGCCUUACCAGGGCUUCCUUCUGGCUGGCCUUAACUCCUGCUGGGCCCCGGGCCUGGCCACAGCCCUUGCCAAGGAUGGGGGCUGGGAUCACCCCCUUCUGGCCGCUGGGGGCGGAAGGUGCCAGCUCCAGCUGUUACACAUCUCACACCAAGACGGUAUUGGGCCCCGUGGACUAGGGUCAAAGAGGGGGUGGGAGUGGGGUUCUCUGGUACGUACUGGGGGGGCGGCCUCUGAGCAGGGGAGGCUCCAGGGCCCUUCCCUCCCUCCCCUCCCUGGGCCCCAUGUUCUGCAGCCUUAAGGUGAAUGUGUGUCACUGCUGUGGGCUCGCGUGUGCGUGCGUCAGCCUGUGUCUGGAUGGCCCCAUGCAUCUGGGACUUGGGUGCACAUGGGGGUGUGUGUGCAUGUGUGUUCGGUAUGUGUGUGUGAGGGCAAGCGUGUCCCAGCCUUGAGUGCAUGCGUGCGUGUGUGUGUGUGUGUGUGCAUGCUUGGGCCCUGUCCUCAGCCCUAGCAUUUCAUCCCAUAGGGGAGGGGUGCUGGCCUGGUGGGGGAGCCACACUUGGGGUCCAUUUGCUGCCCAGCCUCCCUCCCCCCUAACAUCUCCGGGUGUGUGGAAUUUAGUUGUGGCUUUGAUCUCCUUGCCCCACCUCCUGUACUAGGUAGUUCAGAGAGAGACAUCCUAGGGUGGGGUGAGGGUUGGUUUGGGUGGGUGGGGGGUCUUUUUCCUUUCUGUGUGUGUAUGUCAUUUAUCUGACAAUUCUCUGUCCUCCCCACUGGCCUUGCCCAUUCCUCCCAUUUGUACGGUACAAGCAAUAAAGACACUCGUUUCAGACCGGG